AUGGGCUGCUGUGCCUCUACCCCAUCGCGUGACGAUGAUGACGACCCCCAAAAUAACCAAGACCGAGCCGAAGGUCACACCACACAAACAACCCUCGAUGCCGACUCAACGGCACCACAGACAACACGCCACCGGCGCACCCAGCGAUCUCCCAACCUCCCACUAGAUCAGCACUACAACGAGCCCGUCCGUCCGCACAUAUGGAAAAGCAAGCGGCGGAUAUGGACGCGCACCGAUCUCGACCGCGAACGCCGCGAGUUCUUCGAAACCCGUGUCACGGGCCGCAUGGAGAUCUGGGCUGCGCUCUCAAGCGCAAUAUCUCUCAUCCAGAGCGGUGACCUCGUCACGGCGCAGGGUAUUAUCGAUGCAGCGGGCGUUACCGUUCCGACAGGCGAUCUCUGUGAAGGGUGCUACGAUGAACAAGGAGUGCUGUAUAGGUUACCGCAGUGUAUCGUUAGUGAUCCGGAGAACAUUGCCCGUGGUGAGGCGAAUUCGCCUGCGUCUGGAUCUGUUAGGGAAGAGGACUCGGAUGGGAAGUUGGCGACGGAUGAUGCUUCCGGUGACGAGUUGAUUGCUGCGCAGGAUCUGGAGCGACGGCGCGAUGAGAAGGGAAAGACUAGUGAGCGGGAUUUAAUUCGGGUUCUUGCCCGGUUAAGUGAUCGUGAUGGGCCCGAUUUAAUGAUGCUUGUUGGUAAGAGUCAGAGUGUAGGCUUUCUGGCUAGGAAGGUACAUCAGGAAGCAGGGCUUUCGAAUAACCAACGUGUACGAGUCGCUUAUCUCGGCCAUAUGUUGAGGGAGAAUGAGCCGCUGGUUGGCCAGGGCUGGAAGAGUGGCCAUGUCAUUAAUGCCUUGGUUGUUUCUAGGCCGUCAUGA
Molecule: messenger RNA, 873 nt
Organism: Penicillium pulvis
Lineage: Eukaryota; Fungi; Ascomycota; Eurotiomycetes; Eurotiales; Aspergillaceae
Exons: 3
Coding region: 1-873 (290 amino acids)
Source: RefSeq, a predicted model, not a curated record